This is a messenger RNA of Carya illinoinensis, 1275 nucleotides long. RefSeq names its product CLAVATA3/ESR (CLE)-related protein 46-like. Lineage: Eukaryota; Viridiplantae; Streptophyta; Magnoliopsida; Fagales; Juglandaceae. The record is from RefSeq and is a predicted model, not a curated record. The transcript is spliced from 3 exons. Bases 837 to 1085 code for a protein of 82 amino acids.
UUCUCUCUAUUUUUCUUCUCACCCACUGCCUCUUUCUGCUGAUCAGAACUUCUCCUAUUUAUAGGAGAAGUUCUCUUCAGCUGCUGAUUUCGGUGCAGCAUUCAGCUGCUAAAAAUACGGAGUGAGAGCCUAAUAGAAACAAGGCACCGAAUGGUGCCUAAUAAGACAAUGCACCUUACGGUGCAUGUACAAGUCAUGCCACUUGGGUGGCUGGUCAACAAAGAACCUCAUUGGAACAAAACCCUGAGACUUGAGUCACGGCAGUAGAAGGCUUUUCCUUCACAUGGUAAGCAAUAAGAACCUCAUCACUGGAUGCACUUGUGUAUGCUUAAUACUAUAAAAGAAAAAGUUCUGGUCCUUCAACAUAAAAUCUAUGAACAUUUAAUGAAUUUAUUCAUUGAUAUUUCCUUUUGGAAAUUUAACUUAUGUCUAUGCAUAAAUGGACAAAUUAAGAACGAAUUUAAAUCCCCUACAUUAAGAAUAAAUCAAAACAUAUGACAGUAUCAGGGAGCUCAAUCAUUUAAAAAUGAAUUGGCGGGUCCCUACGUCCCAUGCCGACAGCAUGGCUCAAGCCACUCAAAAUAAAAUGAUAACAAGUACUUAAGAAAUCUAUCAUGGAUGCAAUGAUACCUGAGAGUAGUCAAUCUACAAUGAGGACAAGCUAUCCAUUCCUGAUCUUAUCAGAUCAACUUGUAAUGGCAUAGGAUUCCCGAGCACUUUUUAACAAACAUUCCCACAAUUUUGUUUUUUCAGGUCUUGUUAUGAUUUCUUCAUGCUUCUUCGAACACAAUAUUAAAAGCUUCCACAGGCAGCAUGCACCAAACUCAUGAGCAAAAAUGAGAAGACUCACUCCAAUCCAUCUUAUCUUGGCAUGGCUCUUGCUUGCAGCUUCUCAAUGCCCUUGCUUCACCAUGAGUGUCCAGCCUAUAGAAUCAGUUCAUUUGAGGCUCAGACAAGGGCAACCAAGCUCAACGUCGCACAAUAGGGAUGCCUCACCUAGUCGGGUUAAAGGAAAGAAGAUUCAUAAGACUCCGUCAGGCCCCAACCCUGCAGGGAAUCACCGCCCCCCGUUUAGACAUAAAUAGAUGGAUGCACUUGUACGUGCUGCAAAAGCAAGUAAAAGUUAGAAGUUUUAGUCUUACAGCACAUUUCGAGGAUUAGGAAAAGUCAGAUGUAUCCAUUAGUUUGAGAAUCCGUGUCUUUAGGGGUGUUGUGCUUGUAUAAAAAUGGAAAUUAGUCGGGGGUGUGUAUUAUAGAAGCGGAAGCCUUUAUUCA